CUCUAUUUGCCAGCUAACAAUCCCAAUACAAAAAACAUUAAUUAUUAAGUUCUAUAAAUUUGUAUUAAUUUUCUCGUUCCCAUGACCUAUUAAGACUUUCUAGCUACUCUCUGAGCUAGAUUAAAAUAUGAAUUAGACCCAUCACCGUUAAAAUAAUAUAUGCCUUUUUUUUUUUUUUUUUUAGUGGUUUAAAAAAUGUCUCUACAAAUAGGCGCUCUUUGUCAUUCCGUGUAUGCCCUAUUAAUCAACCAGAACUAGCUUCACUAGCAACCUCAACCUCCUCCUCCUUCUUCUUCUUCUUUUUCCUUUCUUCGAUGGCAGUUGCCAAAGACAGAAUCCCUCAAGUUUCAUCAGCUUCAUUUCCAUCUGACCAAUUUCAUAAACCAGGAGUUCAAGAAGUAGCUCACUCUGUUAUCAACUUCAAAAAUGGAUAUAGUACUGCUACUAGUACUGGUAUUAUAAAUACCACUUCUUUGCUUAGCUUUGAGCAAACUCAUGAGCGUGCUAAUUCUCAAAACUGCAAUUAUCUGAAACCGAGCUCCACUAGUCACAAGGAUGUUGAUCACUACUCCAACUGGGAUGACCAUCAUAAUUAUGAGUGGAAUAAUCAUCAUCAUCAUCAUCAGGUGAUCAAUCCGAGAAUCUCGGGGGAAUUGAAUUGUUUCCAGACAGCUUCUGAUUAUGGCUCUGUAGAUAACUCAACAGCAGCCGGGAAAGAUUUUCAAAACCAACACGGCGGCGAUGGAUCGUAUGGGUGGUUGUACUCUGAAUCAACCAUUUCUGCUGAUAGCUUUGACGAAUCUGCAACUCAUGAAGCUUCAAGAAUUCAUAAACGUCAUCAAAUGGGGGAGAGUACCCAAGGUCAUAAGAAGCAAUGCACUAGUGCAGCUAAAAGGACUAAACCUAAGUCAAGCCCUUCCAAGGACCCCCAGAGUGUUGCAGCCAAGAAUCGACGAGAGAGGAUCAGCGAGCGGCUUAAGAUACUCCAAGAAUUGGUUCCCAAUGGCUCCAAGGUUGAUUUGGUAACUAUGUUAGAGAAAGCGAUUGGUUAUGUCAAAUUUCUUCAACUUCAAGUCAAGGUUUUGGCAACAGAUGAACUUUGGCCAGCUCAAGGUGGGAAAGCGCUUGAUAUUUCUCAAGUGAAGGAAGCCAUUGAUGCUAUUCUCUCUUCUCAGAGAGACAGAACUUCAAGCUCGGAGUAGUAAUGGAGUUAUUAGUUUGUUCAGGCAAGCAAAGUAAAAGCCAUAGUCAUUGUUGUGGAAGUUAGUGAUGUUGAAGAAAAAUGAUGAUCCCAAUAGAUAUUAAUUUCUAAUUAUUUAUCUUUUUAGUUGCUGUGAAGAUCUUGGAAUUGAGUUACGCAAUUUUCAUAUGUAAUUGUAACUGAGAUUGCA
Molecule: messenger RNA, 1391 nt
Organism: Ziziphus jujuba (common jujube)
Lineage: Eukaryota; Viridiplantae; Streptophyta; Magnoliopsida; Rosales; Rhamnaceae
Product: putative transcription factor bHLH086
Exons: 5
Coding region: 315-1202 (295 amino acids)
Biological process (GO): regulation of DNA-templated transcription
Molecular function (GO): DNA-binding transcription factor activity; protein dimerization activity
Source: RefSeq, a predicted model, not a curated record